AUGGAGUUUUGGAAACAGCUUUGCCUCGAGCACGGGAUUAGUAAAGAUGGUAUUCUCGAGGAUUUCGCUACUCAGGGAGGUGAUAGAAAAGAUGUGUUUUUUUACCAAGCUGAUGACCAGCACUAUAUACCACGAGCUCUACUGAUUGAUUUGGAGCCUAGAGUGAUCAAUGGUAUUCAGAAUGGUGAAUACAGGAAUCUUUAUAAUCAUGAGAAUAUCUUCCUUUCGGACCACGGUGGUGGUGCCGGAAAUAACUGGGCCAGUGGAUAUCACCAGGGGAAGGAGGUUGAAGAGGAAAUCAUGGAUAUGAUUGAUCGAGAAGCUGAUGGAAGUGACAGCCUUGAGGGAUUUGUUCUUUGCCAUUCCAUUGCUGGAGGAACUGGCUCGGGUAUGGGCUCUUAUCUAUUGGAGACUUUGAAUGAUCGCUAUAGCAAGAAGUUGGUUCAGACAUACAGUGUAUUCCCCAACCAGAUGGAGACAAGUGAUGUAGUUGUCCAGCCUUACAACUCACUGUUGACGCUGAAGCGACUUACAUUAAAUGCUGAUUGUGUUGUUGUCCUUGACAACACUGCAUUGAAUAGAAUAGCUGUGGAGCGUCUACAUCUAACAAAUCCUACCUUUGCUCAAACGAAUUCGUUAGUGUCAACUGUCAUGUCUGCUAGCACAACAACAUUGCGUUAUCCUGGAUACAUGAAUAAUGACUUGGUUGGCUUGCUUGCAUCUUUGAUCCCAACACCAAGGUGUCAUUUCCUCAUGACAGGAUACACACCGUUGACUGUUGAGCGCCAGGCAAAUGUUAUUCGUAAAACUACUGUGCUGGAUGUUAUGAGAAGACUUCUACAGACAAAAAAUAUCAUGGUUUCGUCUUAUGCUAGAAACAAAGAAGCUAGUCAGGCAAAGUACAUAUCAAUAUUGAACAUAAUUCAAGGAGAAGUUGAUCCCACUCAGGUGCAUGAGAGUUUGCAGAGGAUCCGAGAAAGAAAGCUUGUUAACUUCAUUGAGUGGGGACCUGCAAGCAUACAGGUUGCGCUUUCCAAGAAGUCCCCAUAUGUUCAAACUGCCCAUAGGGUCAGUGGUCUUAUGUUAGCAAGUCACACUAGUAUCAGGCACCUUUUCAGCAAAUGUUUGAGCCAAUAUGAGAAAUUGAGGAAGAAGCAAGCUUUUCUUGACAAUUACCGAAAGUUUCCCAUGUUUGCGGACAAUGAUCUUUCAGAGUUUGAUGAAUCAAGGGACAUAAUUGAGAGUUUGGUAGAUGAAUACAAGGCCUGUGAGUCUCCAGAUUACAUCAAAUGGGGAAUGGAGGACCCAGAACAGCUUUUAACCGGUGAAGGCAAUGCUUCAGGAGUUGUUGAUCCUAAGUUGGCGUUCUGA
Messenger RNA from Arabis nemorensis, 1371 nucleotides. NCBI's taxonomy places the organism in Eukaryota, Viridiplantae, Streptophyta, Magnoliopsida, Brassicales, Brassicaceae. The record is from the annotation of a GenBank genome assembly.